AUAGCAACGUUUUGUUGACAUCACUGAUAAUAAAAUAAUUACCUAUUUCGCUUUUAAUUUUGAAAGAAAUGGUCAGAAAUGGUUCUAGUAGAUGGCGAAUUCUCCGAAGAAAAACAAUACAAAAUUCUCAUCGUAGGAGAACCUGCUUGCGGAAAAUCUAGCUUGGUAUUGAGAUACUGCCACGAUGAAUUUUCUCGUCAAUAUUAUCCCACCGGAGGAGUCGAUGUAUUCCUCAAAAGAACACUGGUUGAAGCUCAAAGUGUCCGAUUAGUCAUUUGGGAUAUUAGUGGGAAUGCUUUAUCGAGCACACUGCUCGAUAAAUACCUAUACGGAGCUCAUGCCGUUUUACUGACUUUCGAUAUUACGAACAGCACUAGUUUCGUUGCUCUUCCGGCAUGGUACAAUGCAGUUCUGAAUAUCACUUCGUCGUCUAGCUUAGGCAGACCUCUGAUCUCCGUUAUUGCUAAUAAAUUAAGCUUAUUUUUUUUAGGUGAUAUUGAACAUCAACGAGCAGUACCCCUCGAUAAGCAACGUAAAUUUGUCAACGAAAAUAGACUGUUUUUACACAGCGUAUCAACCAGAACUGGUGACAAUGUUGCAUUGACAUUUCAAAGAAUCAUCGCAUCGUUAUUAGGGAUUAAAUUAUCAAAAUUAGAAAUAGAAGCAAAUCAAAAAGUGGUCAAAGCCGAAGUAUUCGUUAGCCAUCCUCAUCAACAUAAUACUUCAACUCAAACACCAUCUUCGAUUUGUACAAUACAAUAA
Messenger RNA from Planococcus citri (citrus mealybug), 762 nucleotides. RefSeq names its product ras-related protein Rab-28-like. Gene Ontology annotation, molecular function: GTPase activity; GTP binding. The transcript has 5 exons. NCBI's taxonomy places the organism in Eukaryota, Metazoa, Arthropoda, Insecta, Hemiptera, Pseudococcidae. Bases 79 to 762 code for a protein of 227 amino acids. The record is from RefSeq and is a predicted model, not a curated record. Gene Ontology annotation, biological process: regulation of exocytosis.